Diaporthe amygdali is the source of this 1329-nucleotide messenger RNA. Its product is annotated as benzoate 4-monooxygenase cytochrome p450. Lineage: Eukaryota; Fungi; Ascomycota; Sordariomycetes; Diaporthales; Diaporthaceae. The transcript is spliced from 2 exons. The record is from RefSeq and is a predicted model, not a curated record. The coding region runs from base 1 to 1329 and encodes 442 amino acids. Gene Ontology annotation, molecular function: iron ion binding; oxidoreductase activity, acting on paired donors, with incorporation or reduction of molecular oxygen; monooxygenase activity.
AUGCUCAUCUUCAACACACUUUCAUCGUUGCAGACGCUCCACGUCAAAUCAGCCAACGUGUUCAAGGGCGAUGAGUUCUACGGACUCUUGGACAGUGGGCCAGCUGGCGGCAAAAGUGUGCAGAUGAUUGCUGACAACGAAGCCCAUUCCGCGCGACGUAAGCUGCUGGACAAAGCCAUCCCCCCGCGAGAGCAAGUGUUCCGCGACAUCGAUGAGCUGUCCCAGCGCCUUGUAUCUAUCACGGAGAAAGAAGCAAACGCUCAUGGUGGUGUGGUGGAUGUUGCAACUGCGACUUCAUGGUACAGCUUCGACGUCAUUAGCACCAUAGCGUUUGGGCAGUCAUUCGACAUGCUGCGCACCCAUGAUUGGCGAUGGCUGCCUCUUUGUCUUCAGGAGAUGAGCGCAUUCCUAUACGCUGCUGGGUACGCCGGUGGUCAAACCCUGCUUCUGAAGUUCUUCCAGUGGCUUCUACGAACCAACUGGCCUUCCCGCCUCCGGUGGACUACAGCCAUCCAAGCUCAGAAGUACGCAGAUCUUGCGGCCGAUCGUGUUCUCGACCGAGGCAGUCGCAUGAAGUCUCAGGGAGAUGUGACCGACUCCAGCCGCAAGGACAUCUUCGGAUACCUUAUGCAGGCCAAAGUUCACAACAGUGCAGACUUGACAUCAGAGAGCUCUCUGCUGAUCGCCGCCGGAAGCGACGCGGUGCGGUUUUCUAUUGCAGCGACAGUAUUCUACCUGCUGCGAAAUUCUGAGGCAAAGGCAAAGGCAGUAGCGGAAGUCCGGUCACUCGAUCUGGGCUCCAAUGGCCUCAGCGAGUCCAAGGUGGCCUCCCUGAAGUACCUCCGCGCCUGUAUUGAUGAGGCUAUGCGUCUCAGUCCUCCGAAGGCAGGCAGUAUCCCCAGGGAAACAGCGGCAGGGGGGAUAGUUAUCGACGGGUGGGCGGUUCCGGAGGGGAUGAGCGUUGCGACGUCGACAUACACUCUGCACCGUGAUCCAGACAUAUACAAGCAGCCGUACGAAUACAGGCCUGAGCGAUGGCUGGAAAGACCCCACGACCCACGACUUUAUGCUGCAUUCACUCCCUUUAUAAAGGGCCCGCGGGCCUGCCCUGGCAAGGCUGUCGCUUAUGUUGCCAUGCAGACGGCUUUAUUGCAUCUGUUGCGAGAGUUCGAUAUCGAUGGCGCAGGUGAAAUGAGUGAAGAGGUAGCUGGUUCCGAACAUGCCGCAGCGUCGCGAGGUCGGCGGAGCGAUUACCCUUUCAACGAUUGGAUCAUAGGGUAUACGAAGGGACCGUUUGCCAGAGUAACGAGGAUUUCGAAAUCAGCUUGA